AAUAAUUUUAAUUUUUAAGCAAGAAAUUAGAUCAUGAAAACGGACCAGCUUCACUAUAAAAGAGUAUAAAGCAGGCCAAAGCCGUCUCAUCAGAAAAAAGCUUGGAAUAUACACACGGAAUCAUCAACAUGGGAGAAGAAGGAAAGAGGUAUGCGGUAGUGACUGGUGCUAAUAAGGGGAUUGGUUAUGGGAUAAGCAAGAAAUUGGCUUCAACUGGUAUCAUGGUGGUGCUUACAGCUAGAAAUGAGAAGAGGGGUUUGGAAGCAGUGGAAAGCUUGAAGGAGUUAGGCCUCUCAGACUUUGUGGUUUAUCAUCAACUUGAUGUGACUGACCCUACCAGUGUUGCUGCUUUAGCAGAUUUCAUCAAAACCAGAUUUGGAAGACUUGAUAUCUUGGUCAACAAUGCAGGUAUUGGUGGUGGAAUAGUCGAUGGAGAUAAAUGUUAUAGGAAGCAUUGCGGUGAACAAAUCGAUUGGAAUGAAAUUAUGAGUGAAAACUAUGAGUCAGCCAAAGAAUGUGUUGAAACAAAUUUCUUUGGUGCUGAAAGAGUAACUGAAGCUCUUCUUCCCCUGCUUCAACUCUCAACCUCACCCAGGAUUGUUAACGUCUCCGGUAAAAUUGGACAAUUGAAGUAUAUGCCAAAUGACUGGGCAAGAGGAGUGUUUAGUGACAUUGAAAACCUUACCAAUGAAAAACUCGGCGAGGUGCUUAGGGAGUUUCUGAAAGAUUACAAAGAAGGAUCACUGGAAACCAACAACUGGCCAUCUUUUUAUAAAGGCUACACCAUGUCAAAAACAGCUUUAAAUGCCUACACAAGGAUGCUGGCAAAGAAGUUCCCUCAAUUUCGCAUAAAUUGUCUAUGCCCUGACUAUGUCAAAACUGAUAUUAACCAUAACACAGGCACUAUAAGCAUUGAUGAAGGUGCUGAAAGCCCUGUUAGGCUAGCAUUGCUACCAGAUGAUGGUCCAACUGGUCUUUUCUUUUCUAGGGAUGAAGAGUUUCCCUUUUGAAUUUGAUCUGUAUGGAUGCUUUGGGAACUAGCAAAGAUUAUGAUUCUGAAUGCCUACACAAGGAUUCUGGCCAAGAAAUACCCUUUAUUCUGCAUCAAUGCUGUUUGUCCUGGUUAUGUGAAAACGGAUAUUACCUACAAUUUAGGCCUUCUAACACCUGAUGAAGGUGCUGCAGCUGCUGUCAGGUUGGCACUGUUACCCCAUGGUAGUAGUCCUUCUGGCCUUUUCUUCUAUCGAAGUGAAGAGAAACCAUAUUGAUCAAGGAAUAAUGCAUAGUUAUGCUAUACACAGGUUUAGACACUCUUGUGAAUCAUGUUUUAAACUAUUUUCUUAUGUAAUAACGAGUUGUGUAAGCAAUGAUGUUUUUUUUUUUAACGGGUCAAACACAUAAUCCCCACACCACGACACUUGUAGUCAUGUGGUGACUGGCAGUCCCAUUGCUGCCAGAUGAUGGUCCAUCUGGUCUUUUUAUUUCCAGGGAUGGAGAGUUUCCUUUUUGAAUUUGUUUUGUAUGGAUGCUUUGAGGCACUAUCAUGUAUUCAUGUGUGCUUAUGGUACUAGCAAAGUUAAUGGUUGUGAAUUUGUUGGACA
This is a messenger RNA of Lotus japonicus, 1601 nucleotides long. RefSeq names its product (+)-neomenthol dehydrogenase-like. The record is from RefSeq and is a predicted model, not a curated record. The transcript is spliced from 5 exons. Gene Ontology annotation, molecular function: oxidoreductase activity, acting on the CH-OH group of donors, NAD or NADP as acceptor. Gene Ontology annotation, cellular component: membrane. Lineage: Eukaryota; Viridiplantae; Streptophyta; Magnoliopsida; Fabales; Fabaceae. The coding region runs from base 129 to 1010 and encodes 293 amino acids.